This is a messenger RNA of Halichondria panicea, 1569 nucleotides long. RefSeq names its product stabilizer of axonemal microtubules 1-like. The transcript is spliced from 2 exons. Gene Ontology annotation, molecular function: microtubule binding. NCBI's taxonomy places the organism in Eukaryota, Metazoa, Porifera, Demospongiae, Suberitida, Halichondriidae. Gene Ontology annotation, cellular component: cytoskeleton. The record is from RefSeq and is a predicted model, not a curated record. The coding region runs from base 1 to 1569 and encodes 522 amino acids.
AUGGCCCCUAAGAAAAGAAAUCGUGGCUUUGUGAGUAAGAGAGAGAGCAAUGAACCCAUCCUUCUGGAGGAGCCCUAUAAUGGAGGAACCGGGAAGACAUUAGUGUGCCUCUGUGGAAAAUGCAUCUGCAAGAAGCACCACUGUCCAGUUCACCUCAGUACUACAGGAGCCCUAAUAACAGACCAAGGACUGAAGGCGUCUUACUUCCCGAAAUCAGACUAUCAGGAGACCUUUCGUCAUAUUUACCCCCAGGGAUGUCGACCCUCGCUCAAAAUACCCCCCACAGUCCGACACAUACCCCUCACAUCUUGUCAGCACGAUCUAGUCACUGUAAAUCGUCAGGAGUACACUCAACACCCAUUGCAACCGAAAACAGUCUCCUUUAAACCGCAAGCAACCGUACACACCGCUAAUACGCAGGUUCAGAGCAGUACUUCAUACAAAGAGGAUUUUCCACCUCGAAAACCUGUGAAGAUUAGUCGACACCCGAACAGAGCACUUCAAUCAACACUAAGGCGCAGCUGUCAUGAUGACUCAUUUGCAGAUAGCUACGUGACAAUGAAUCAGAAAAUGCUCAAGGAAUGGCCAGAUUAUCACUGCCCACAAUCUUAUGGAGAGCCUAUAACAGCACCAUUUUUUCAAGGGGAAUUUGACGGAAAGACUGUGUUUCAGAAUGAUUUCAAAAAAGAUGUUAUAUUAUUUGGCCGCCCUAGCACCAGCUUUAAGAAAUCUGAAACGACACAUGUUAAAAAUGCAGCGUUCCACAGUGAGACAACCAACAAAUCAGAUUACAAGCUGCCACAGAUAUUUACUAGAGAGCAAGUUCAUUUGAGACAAGAUGCCAAGAAAAACAAGGAAACAAUGGACACUAGUAACGAAAAAAUGGACGCUCUCACACAAUACCAACGAGACAACCCGGGAUUUCGCCACCUUCCAGUCAAGCAAUGCUUACUUGCACCUCAACCAGACAAUCUCAAGCUUUUUGCAGGCCCACAACAAACUAUUACAGAGAACCAAGCUAAUUAUAAGUACUUCCAGAAUGCACCCAGACCGAGAACAACUUGCAAGAAAAAACAACAGCACCAUGCAAAUAGUGGACAGUUUGACGAUCGUACCUCAUUCAAAACUGAUUUUCAACCAAUUCCACUGGAAGAGAUGAUGGCACAAGCACAAAUUGACAAGCAGGCUGCAGCUAUUGGCGCCACAUACAAGAUGGGAGCUCAAGCAAAGCAGGCGCAAGAUUAUGGCCAUAGAUUUACUGGAAAAACGACCAAUAGCGUCCAUUUCCAGCAGUGGAAUGUGAGUCCCCGAAUUCGCCAUGGAGAUCGAUCCGAGAUAACAUACCGUCCGUCCAAUCAUCCAUUCAACGUCAAGUCCGAGACGAGUACAAAUUUUGUUCCCAUGACAGUGAGGCCCUCUAAGAGUUGCAAGCCUUUGGACGUUCAUUUUGGACAGCAGAGCUCUCUCUGUCAAGCAAUGGCCAGUACAACAUCCUAUGGAGAUCACUUCCUGCCCAAGCCGCUGCCACCCAAGGAACAGUGCCCAGCAGAACUCCUACUAGGUUUAUAG